AUGGCCUCGCCCUCGGCGGAGGUGGAUCGAGAGUCGAGGUUCGGAGUGAGCACCUCCGAGUCAGCGGCUCGGCCUUGUGCAUCCUGCGGGCCUUCGCGCCUCUGCAUGCUGCAUGGUCACGGGCGUCUGCUCGCCGCUCCCGCGCUCCACGGCAACGAGGGCGACGUGAGAAAGCGCAGGGUCGUCUGCGCGGACGUUGGCGGGACGCCGCCAGCGUCAGGUCGCGCGAAGGCGCCCCCGGCUCCACGCCGCAUGCCGCGCUGGCGACCCGCGCAGGCCGCUGCGGAGAGCCACCACGCCAUCGUGUGUAUAACGCCUUCUUCGUUCGACGCUCGCGUAGGAGCGGAGUGGAGAUCGCCCCAUCUUGUACAUUAG
This is a messenger RNA of Prorocentrum cordatum, 375 nucleotides long. Lineage: Eukaryota; Dinophyceae; Prorocentrales; Prorocentraceae. The record is from the annotation of a GenBank genome assembly.